AUUUCCACAUCAGACAACAUCUAUUGAUCCUCAAUAUACACUUCGUACAAUGGCGUCAGUUCGGCAUACUUUAAAACCACCUCAACCAGCUACUCUUAGUGAAAUGGGAAGCAUAAUUACUAGUCCUCUAUUUCCACAAUUGAUGAAUGUUGAGGGUUCUAAUGAGCCUUUUUUCCAAGGAAAUUUGGAACAUGUUUCUGAAGUUGGAGAUGUUAUUUUUGACGGGUUGGUAUUUGCAAACCGACAAUUCAUUGAAAGAAAUAUAAAUUUUUUCCGAGCGACUAGAGUAUUGGGAAUUGAUGGCACUUUCCAGGUCUUCCCUUCCCAUCUAACUUGCAUAGCUCAGUUAGCUAUUGUAUAUAUUAUUGUGGACGACAUGUUUAUUCCCAUAGUCUAUGCAUUUCUAAAACUUAAAAAUGUGGCUGCUUAUAAAAGACUAUGGCAGUUUGUUAGACAUGAAUUAAAUAUUAAUUUGUGUUGGGAAGAAUUAACUGUGGAGAUAGAUUUUGAUAUAGCGCUCUGGAAUGGAAUAAACAUAGUGUCUCCAGGAUGUCGUCUGUUGGGAUCUCAUUUCCAUUUUACUCAAAGCAUUGUACGAUUCAUACAAAGUUACCAAUUAAGAGGAACUUUGGAAAAUCUUGAUGUUAUACGCGUAGUAAGAUUGAUCAUGGCUCUUCCAUACUUGCCACACAAUAAUACUGAUGGACUACCCCUUGAUUUCAACAUCCGUAGCGGCUUUGAAGAAAUUGUUGAGUUUGCUACAUCAUUAGGAGUUAAAAAUAUUAUUCAAAUUCUAUUUGAUUAUGUAGAAAGAUAUUGGCUUGACACAAUAGGUACAAUUCAAUUGUCUGUGUAUAAGGCGGAAAUAAGAACAAAUUACUUUAUUGAAAGUUUACAUAGCAUAAUCCGUACCUCGAUUGGUAUUAAUCCCCCAUGCUGGACAAUUUAUGACCAAUUAAAAUAUGUCGAAAAUCGUGUACGUAGGGAAUCAACACAAAUUCUCACUGGUCAUAGAAUUUAUCGUUCAAUGAUCAUUUGUAGAGAUAGAAAUCAAUCUAUUUUAAAGGAGGCUUGGCGGUUGGUUAGAAGCAAUAGAAUAACACUAAUGGACUUUUUACAUCGUGCUUCGUUGACCAAUGCCAGUUACUUAGAAAGCCAAUUGGGACCACUUCCCGUUGUCCCAGAAAUUCCAGAGCCUCAUAUACUACUUUCACAAUUACCCUCUGCAGUUCAUCUGGAGGCACCUCAACGUGGUCUAGGAGAAAUUGAACAUCAUAGAAGAGUAGCAAGAGUCCAAGGAGUUAUUCAAGAUAGACAAUUUAUUCAAGAACUUUCAGUUGAUAAUAUCCCAAGAGCUCAACAAGAAAUGCCAAUAAAUAACAGUGAUAUUGAGCAAGUUCCACUACUGAUUACAAAUAAUGAACAAAAUAUAACUAUUGAAUUGAAUGAAAAUGUACAAGAUGAAGCUGCAGGUGAAUCAAUUUUGAAUUGUUCCGUAUGUUUGGAAGAUAUGCAAGAUGUUGUAACAUUUAGGCCAUGCUAUCAUCAAUUUUGUCUAGCAUGUACAAUACAAUUAAUAGCUAAUUGGAUUACUACAUGUCCUCUUUGUCGUACCGGGGUAACUCAAUAUUAUAUUGAUUUAUAAAAAUAACAUACAUAAAUAUAUUGUAUUUUGCUUUUCAAAAGUUUCAAUGAAGGAAUUAAGUAUAAGAAAAAACUCAUAAAAAAAAGUUAGACUAUGUAUUGUUUUAAUUUAAAAUGUGUAAACUAUGAGGUAAAUAAUUUUGUGACAAAUAGCUUUAAAAAUAUUAUGCAAGCCAAGAUCAGUUACUGAUCAUGUCCAAUCAGCUGUUUUCAAUAAAGGUUUCUUCACUAAGUUUUCACAAAUUAUAUAAGACAAAAAAUUGUAGUUACACUUUUAAAUGACAACAUCAUGAUUAAUGUAAAAAUA
Messenger RNA from Myzus persicae (green peach aphid), 1951 nucleotides. RefSeq lists its product as uncharacterized. The record is from RefSeq and is a predicted model, not a curated record. The transcript is spliced from 9 exons. Lineage: Eukaryota; Metazoa; Arthropoda; Insecta; Hemiptera; Aphididae. Gene Ontology annotation, molecular function: metal ion binding. The coding region runs from base 50 to 1645 and encodes 531 amino acids.